AUGGGAUACGCUAACUCAGGUCAAAUCGCCUCUGGUAUUCAUUUCCGGUUACGAGCUCGUGCUUUCAUCGUCACUGAUCCCCAAGGAAACCGCGUUGUUUUCGUUAAUCUCGACGCGUGUAUGGCGUCUCAGAUUGUUACUAUCAAAGUCCUCGAGCGACUCAAAGCAAGGUAUGGUGAUGUUUACACGGAGAAGAAUGUAGCAAUAAGUGGAAUUCACACGCAUGGUGGACCAGGAGGAUAUCUUCAGUAUGUGACUUACAUUGUCACGUCUCUUGGAUUUGUUCGCCAAUCUUUCGACGUCCUUGUUGAUGGUAUUGAGAAAACAAUUGUCCAAGCUCAUGAAAGUCUACGUCCUGGUUCUGUUUUUGUCAACAAAGGGGAUCUAUUGGAUGCUGGUGUGAAUCGAAGCCCGAAUUCUUAUCUCAACAAUCCUGCAGAUGAGAGGAGUAAAUAUAAGUAUAAUGUUGAUAAAGAAAUGACACUACUCAAGUUUGUUGAUUCUCAGUGUGGUCCUAUUGGAAGCUUUAACUGGUUUGCAACUCAUGGAACGUCUAUGAGCCGGACUAACUCAUUGAUUAGCGGAGAUAACAAAGGCGCUGCAGCGCGGUUCAUGGAGGAUUGGUUUCAAAAUGAACAGAAGAACAAGACUUCAGAUAGCUCAAGAGAAAUUCCUCGUCGGCUUUUGGAUAUUGGAGCUAGUUAUAGUAAGUCCUCUAGAGGAAAGCGCGUGGCAAAGCCACUCGAUGCUAAAGUUCGAGUACGAAACAACGCUUCAUUCGUAUCUGCAUUCUGUCAAUCAAACUGUGGUGAUGUGAGUCCAAAUACUCUUGGUACGUUUUGCAUUGACACUGGACUGCCUUGUGAUUUCAAUCACAGUACUUGCAAUGGAAAGAACGAAUUGUGCUACGGCCGUGGCCCCGGGUACCCUGAUGAGUUUGAGAGUACUCGUAUCAUUGGAGAAAAGCAAUUCAAAAUGGCAGUGGAACUUUUUAACGAAGCUAAAGAGAAGCUACGAGGCAAGAUUGGUUACCAACGUGCUUAUAUAGAUUUCUCAAAUCUUCAAGUUACAGUUCCUAAAGCAGGCGAUGGCAUGAGACGGUUAAAACAUGUUCAGCUGCAAUGGGGUUUGGUUUUGAUUUCAAACAAGGAGAUGAUCAGGGUAAUGCCUUUUGGAGACUAG
Molecule: messenger RNA, 1182 nt
Organism: Arabis nemorensis
Lineage: Eukaryota; Viridiplantae; Streptophyta; Magnoliopsida; Brassicales; Brassicaceae
Source: the annotation of a GenBank genome assembly